UGUUCAGUCUGUUUGUCCCAAGAUGAGUUUGGAUCAAAAUAAAUCCUAAAGUAACUCUACAGUACUUACUACUGUGUUUAUCACAUACUGACUACAUUCCCUGCGAUGGCUCCAGAAAUUUGCCGAAAAGGGGUCCGACAUGUCCGGCAAGGGGUCCCAAACAAGGGGCCAUCUAGAGCCUCGGAAGAAUGAUGUUUAGAGGUACAAAUUCGUGGUUUAUAAAAACUGUAGGUGGAUGUCACCGAAAAAAAGUUUGGAUUUUGAUUGGUUUAACCACACAACCUUUUAGAAGGCCAUAAUAAGUUAAAAAUUAAUAUUUGUGUACCGUCUGCUAAUUGCCUUUAAAUAUAAAAGCGCUUUUUUCAUUGUUUUACGGCGUUCUUUCACCCAGUGGGCCUAUAGAAAUGCCAAUCAUUUUGUGCAUCGGUAGGCGAGUGGGGCGUUUAGCUGAAAGCUAUGCAACAAUGGGAACUGAUGCUAAAAUUAAACAAAGGGAAAAUGAUCAAGGCGGCAUCCAGUUAUAUAAACUGGUUCGAAAUUAAACAUCCAUCAUAUCCCAGAUCGUUUUGCUACUGAUACUACUGCUGUUUACUAAAGUUCCCGUAAUGUCUCGCCGUCAUCGCACUCCAAAGGAAGCACUAGUCUAUUUUGAUUUCGAAGAAAGUACUGCCGUAGUUAAAUCGAAGAAACUGCAUGGUGAUGUUGUGAUUGAUAACAUAGUUGAUAUUGUUUGUGAUGGAAAGAAGUUGAAGUGCCACAUCUUGGGUCUGUCUGAUGAUCCUGCCGAGUUGAUCGCAUUGGAUGAACAGUUUUGGAAGAAUGGUGGACUUGAAUUUGUUGAUCAAACCAUUGGCACUCUGCUGGACAACACGGCGGUUUAUCCUCGUAGUGACUGCAAAUGCAAUCAACUAGAGGAUAUUGUAGCCAGACAACAGAAGUUUUGCGAGGAGCUAAUUGAAAGGCAGGAAACUAUGUACAUGGAGAUGAUAGCCAGACAAGAAAAGUUGUGGGAGGGAAUGCUAAGCAGGCAACAACUGUUGGAGGAAAAAGUAGAGCAAUUAUUGGCAAGGUCGACUACACAGUCAGCCGCACCACAACCGCCAGCGCCGAAACCAGUAUCGUCGCUGCUUCUUGCACCAACACCGAAGCUAUACCGAAUGCAGGUAGCAUUGUAAUGAUUGGGGGUAUGUGUCCCCUUAGUGACGAGCGAUACCGUCGGUCGUUGGCUGGCAGUACGACUGCGACGUCAUUUAUUAGGCAGUUGGUUGACUGCAUGUUCAGUGCAGACAAACUUAGCCAAUGCAAUUUAAACGGCACAGCCGUUGUAGUGCAGGGGGAGAAGAUAGAGCGUGAGCCUCUCAUCCCCAAUAGGAUGAUGGCAAUAUUUAGGCAGGUGGAAAUUGAGUUUCCAGGGUCAACUUCUAGGUGUGAAAGGGCCCUGAAGGAGGCGGUAAACGGCAAGUGCCGUGCUCAUCGCUUCAACAAAAAACGGAGUCGUAUGUAAUCACGUGUUUAUUGUGUAAAAAAUGUGUACAUACUGUAAUUUAAUUCAAAAUUUUUUCAAAUUAAACUAUGUUCUAAUACCAAAAAAAUUGUUUCCUUUUAUUUGUACUUUGCAUUAUUAUGAUUUAUUUGAAGCGUGAAAGUGUUUGAAUGUGUGCAUGUUUUGCUGCAUAACAUUUUGUGAGAUAUGGUGUGUACGAUAAUAAUAAUAAUAAUAAUAAUAAUAAUAAUAAUAAUAAUAAUAAUAAUAAUAAUAUUUAUUUAUCAUCUUGGUAUUUUUAUUCACAUAAUAAAAUAUAUAUAUGCCUGCAUAAAAUAAUACACCGUAGGCUAGUUGAGAAACUAAAUUAUUAUUAUACGUUUUUAAGAUGAAAAUCAUACAAUAGGAUAUAAUGAUGAGUUGGCCUAGGAUGCAAAAUUAGGAUACAGAAUUAAAGUAAAGCUUAAUUUAAAUUAAAUAAACACUG
Molecule: messenger RNA, 1970 nt
Organism: Anneissia japonica
Lineage: Eukaryota; Metazoa; Echinodermata; Crinoidea; Comatulida; Comatulidae
Exons: 3
Coding region: 606-1175 (189 amino acids)
Source: RefSeq, a predicted model, not a curated record